Seriola dumerili (greater amberjack) is the source of this 555-nucleotide messenger RNA. Its product is annotated as gamma-crystallin M3-like. The record is from RefSeq and is a predicted model, not a curated record. Gene Ontology annotation, biological process: lens development in camera-type eye; visual perception. Bases 1 to 555 code for a protein of 184 amino acids. Lineage: Eukaryota; Metazoa; Chordata; Actinopteri; Carangiformes; Carangidae. The transcript has 3 exons. Gene Ontology annotation, molecular function: structural constituent of eye lens.
AUGUCCACCACAGACAUGAACAAGAUGAGCAGGAUCAUCUUCUACGAGGAUAGGAACUUCCAGGGCCGUUCCUAUGAGUGCAGCAGCGAUUGUGCCGACAUGUCCUCCUACCUGAACAGGUGUCACUCCUGCAGGGUGGAGAGAGGCUGCUUCAUGGUGUACGACCGCACCAACUUCAUGGGCAACCAGUACUUCCUGAGGAGGGGCGAAUACGCCGACUACAUGAGCAUGAUGGGAAUGAACGACUGCAUCAGGUCCUGCCGCAUGAUCCCCAUGUACCGUGGCUCAUACAGAAUGAGGAUCUAUGAGAGGGAGAACUUUGGAGGCCAGAUGUCCGAGCUGAUGGACGACUGUGACAAUGUCAUGGAUCGUUACCGCAUGUCCAACUGCAUGUCUUGCCACGUGAUGGACGGACACUGGCUGAUGUAUGAGCAGCCCCACUACAGAGGCAGGAUGAUGUACAUGAGGCCUGGAGAGUACAGGAGCUUCAUGAACAUGGGCAUGGGCAACAUGAAGUUCAUGAGCAUGAAGCGCAUUGUGGAUUCCUGCUGCUAG